This is a messenger RNA of Trichogramma pretiosum, 11691 nucleotides long. It is a transcript of the gene eag, whose product is annotated as potassium voltage-gated channel protein eag. Gene Ontology annotation, molecular function: voltage-gated potassium channel activity. Gene Ontology annotation, cellular component: membrane. The record is from RefSeq and is a predicted model, not a curated record. The transcript has 17 exons. NCBI's taxonomy places the organism in Eukaryota, Metazoa, Arthropoda, Insecta, Hymenoptera, Trichogrammatidae. Gene Ontology annotation, biological process: potassium ion transmembrane transport; regulation of membrane potential. Bases 2339 to 6577 code for a protein of 1412 amino acids.
GCGUGCCUAUAUUAUAUAUACAUAAAUAACGCAUAACUGAAACCGCGCUCUCUCUCGGUCUCCUUAUUUUUCACGUACAGUAAUUGUAUCGUUAUUUACGCAAGUGUGUGCGGCGGUUAAUUUUUCGUUGAUCUCGCGAUUCCCCGAAGUAAACCGCUACGAGUCGUAGUCGUUUUUGCAAGAACCUAUUUUGGUUAUCGAAAGAGGUCGAUUCUCGAUUUUUACGGUCGAGAUCAAAGUUCGAGGAAACGAUCGUUUUUCGAAUAUUUUACGUUUCCUUUCUUCCUUGCCCCUGUUUUUUUGUUACUCCCCCUGUGGAAGGCGCGCGACGAUUCGAAGAUCGUUCGCCUCGCUCCGAGAGUGAUGACAACACGAUUUUGGUGCGCCGAUGGUGCGAUAGAUGAAAAAUAAAAAAAAAGUCAUCGUGUUUGUGUGCAAAAUAAUAGUAAAUAUUGAGUGAGCCCUCCAAUAUAUCUACCGGUGAUCGUGUGUGUGUAUAUCGGAGCUUUAUUUCUCGCCUGCAGCCGAAGAUAUAUACCCUAACGAAACAACAAAAAUCUCUGACACAGAAAAGAUGUGUAUCGCCGCCCGCAAGAGAGGACAACGAUGAGUACCAGCAGCGGCAGUACUAGUAAUAGAAGCGGUUGUAAGCCUGCGAGAAGAGCAGCAGCAGCGAGUGAAAGACAAGAUAUUCUAUAUACGGAGGCUUACAACCACGAAGCGGGCGACAAUAAUCGCCAACGGAGAGAAGUAGGAAGAGUCGGAAGAGGAGGAGUCGGCAGCGGCGGCGGCCUACCGAUACCACUUCUGGGCUCACGUCUCCGCGCGACCAAGCGGACAUAACGAUGUAAUCGAUCGGUUUUUCCUUUCGGAGGAAGGGGAGAGUGAGCGGGAGAGAGAGAGAGAGGAGGGAAGAGUCGAAGCUGGCACACACAGGACAGGCCUGCGCCGCCCGCGCCUUCGUUAUCGGAUCAUUAUACCGAACGAACGAGAGAUACACACAAAAGUUCGCGAGUUCGCGGAGGAGCCAAUCGGGGGAGAAGAUCCAUAUAUUUAGUAUAUCAUUAUUAUAAAGUCGAUCGAUCGAUCAUCGACGUCGUCGCUUCGUUUUUUUUGUCUCGCGGGGUUGGAGGACACAAUAAUGCUCGGUAGAAGCGGCUGCAGCUUGGGGACGACGCUACAACAACAACAACAACAACAACAACAACAACAACAACAACAACAACACCAUAACAACAGCAACAACAUCGACAAGGACGACGAGGACUUCAAGACGAGGCCCAACAACAACGACAACAGUAGCAGCAGCAGCAGUAAUAAUAAACACCAGAAAGCCGCCAACAACAGCAGCAGUCCACCGGUAGUUGAGGCAGCGGAGGACACCGAGGAUGUGGACCAGGCCCGAUCCUGCGGCCCAUCCACGGCUGGCCGAGCCGCUACUACGCGACUAUGCCUGGAUGGACUGCGGAUAGGCAGAGACCGCUAUUGUGAUUAUUACCCAGCCGCAGCAGCAGCAAAAUUACCGAGAUGCUACUACCGCCUGCUACAGCCCGACAGAUUGUGAAUGAUGAUGCGACGACAUGAAGCGACGUACUGGACACCUCAGCUGACCCCAGAAGGCGUCCACCUUCAGCGUGGCGAAGGAAGGUUGUGAUUGAUCCCGGUUACGCGAAAAAAGUUAUAUCCUCAACCAAUUAUAUAUAUUGUAAGAUAUAUAUCGAUUAUAAUAGAGAGAAAAAAAACAUAAGACUACGUCGACAACAGCACCAACAACAAUAUACCAACCAUGAAGACGAAGUGCGACUAAAAAAAAGUGUGUGAGUGUUUACAUGUUUUUAUUCUCCUCUCAACCCGAGAUUCCCCUUCCGAUUAUCAUCGCAAUUAUCGAUACACCGAGUCUAGUGUGUUCCAACGAAGAAAUUUACAAGAUAAAAAAGUGAAAAUGUGCCGACGAAACGAGAAAUAAAGAAGAGAGAAGUAAAAUUUCUACGUAUCGAAGAUUGUUGAGCAAUUUUUCGCAAAAGUUCGGGACACCGCGAGUGCCAGUGUAUUCAGUUGAAGAAGAAGAAAAUAUAAAAUAAAGAAAUUUAAAAAAGAAACAUCGGAUAAAGUUUCAAUCGAGCAAUAUUAUACAUAUACGAGAUAUAUAAAUAAAUAAAUCAUACAUAAAAUAAAGUGAGCGCGACAAAUUGCUGUGCGUGCGCGGAAUUAUAUAUAUUUAUAAAGAAUAUAUAUAUAUACAAGUGACAAAAGAAAAAUAAGUGUGUGAGUGUCUGAGUGUGCGAGUGAGUGUGGGUGAAAACACAGUUUCACAAGCGGAUAACAGAGGAGAGAAAGGAUGCCAGGGGGUCGCAGGGGCCUGGUAGCCCCGCAAAACACAUUUCUCGAGAACAUCAUCAGGCGCAGCAGCAGUCAACCCGACAGUAGUUUUCUAUUGGCCAAUGCACAGAUCGUCGACUUUCCAAUCGUCUACUGCAACGAGAGCUUCUGCAAGAUAUCCGGCUACAAUCGCGCCGAGGUAAUGCAAAAAUCAUGUCGAUGCAGCUUCAUGUACGGCGAGCUCACCGACAAGGAGACCAUAGCUCGCAUCGAGGAGUGCCUCGAGGGACAGAUUUGCGACCAAUUCGAGAUUUUGCUUUACAAAAAGAACAAGACGCCGCUAUGGCUGCUGCUGCAAAUCGCGCCGAUCAAGAACGAGCGGGACCUGGUGGUGCUGUUCCUGCUCACGUUCCGCGACAUCACCGCCCUCAAGCAGCCCAUCGAGACGGACGACGUCAAGGGCGGCCUGUCCAAGUUCGCCAAGCUGGCCCGCUCGGUGACGCGCUCGAGGUCCGUCCUCGUGUCGCAGUUCAGCUCGCAUCUGCCCGCCCUGAAGGAUUCCGCCCUGCCGGUGGCCACCAAGCAGUCGCAUCUGGGCCACCGCCGGCGAGAAAUUUAUGGAGUUGCGACGGGCGGCAGGGACGUUGUCGCGGGGCCCGCCGCGGCCGGCGGACUCAUGGUCCUGAGCACACCGAUGAUGUCGCUGAGCGGCGACGUGAUGCCGCAGUAUCGGCAGGAGGCGCCCAAGACGCCGCCCCACAUCCUCCUGCACUACUGCGCCUUCAAGGCCAUCUGGGACUGGAUCAUACUCUGCCUGACCUUCUACACGGCCAUCAUGGUGCCCUACAACGUCGCCUUCAAGAACAAGACGAGCGAGGACGUGUUUCUGCUGGUCGUCGACACGAUCGUCGACGUCAUCUUCUUCAUCGACAUCGUGCUGAACUUUCACACGACUUUCGUGGGCGCCGGCGGCGAGGUCGUGUCCGAUCCCAAGGUGAUAAGAAUGAACUAUCUGAAGUCGUGGUUCAUCAUCGAUCUGCUGUCCUGCCUGCCCUACGACGUGUUCAACGCCUUCGACCACGACGAGGACGGCAUCGGCAGCCUGUUCUCGGCCCUCAAGGUCGUCCGUCUGCUGAGGCUCGGCCGGGUGGUGCGCAAGCUCGACCGCUACCUCGAGUACGGCGCGGCGAUGCUCAUACUCCUGCUCUGCUUCUACAUGCUCGUCGCCCACUGGCUCGCCUGCGUUUGGUACUCGAUCGGCCGAUCGGACGCCGACGCCGGUGUCCAGUACUCCUGGCUCUGGAAGCUCGCCAACGUCACCCAGUCGCCCUACAGCUAUCUCUGGACCAACGCCAGUACCGCGCCCGAACUCGUCGCCGGCCCGCCGCGUCGCACCAUGUACGUCACCGCCCUGUACUUCACCAUGACCUGCAUGACCUCGGUGGGUUUCGGCAACGUCGCCGCCGAGACCGACAACGAGAAGAUCUUCACCAUCUGCAUGAUGAUCAUCGCCGCCCUACUCUACGCCACGAUAUUCGGUCACGUGACGACGAUAAUCCAGCAGAUGACCUCGGCCACGGCCAAGUAUCACGACAUGCUGAACAACGUGCGCGAGUUCAUGAAGCUGCACGAGGUGCCGAAGGCCCUGAGCGAGCGCGUCAUGGACUACGUGGUCAGUACCUGGGCCAUGACCAAGGGCCUGGACACGGACAAGGUGCUGAACUACUGUCCGAAGGACAUGAAGGCGGACAUAUGCGUGCAUCUCAAUCGCAAGGUCUUCAACGAGCAUCCGGCUUUUCGAUUGGCUUCGGACGGCUGCCUGCGAGCCCUGGCGAUGCACUUCACCAUGUCGCACAGCGCCCCGGGCGAUCUGCUCUAUCACACGGGCGAGUCCAUCGACUCGCUCUGCUUCAUCGUGACGGGCAGCCUCGAGGUCAUACAGGACGACGAGGUGGUGGCGAUCCUCGGCAAGGGCGACGUGUUCGGCGACUCGUUCUGGAAGGACAGCGCCGUCGGCCAGAGCGCCGCCAACGUGCGAGCCCUCACCUACUGCGAUCUGCACACGAUCAAGCGCGACAAGCUGCUCGAGGUGCUGGACUUUUAUCAGGCGUUCGCCAACUCGUUUGCCCGCAAUCUGAUACUCACUUAUAAUCUUAGGCACAGGCUGAUCUUUCGCAAGGUGGCCGACGUGAGGCGAGAAAAGGAGCUGGCCGAAAGGCGGAAAAAUGAGCCGCAGCUCGAUCAGUCGCAGGACCACUUGGUGCGCAAAAUUUUUUCUCGGUUUAGGAGAGAGAGACACGCGGCGGACGUGGAGAAGGGCGACGAGAAGGAGGAGAAGAUCAGCAGCGGCUCGCUGGUGCGCAAAGUCGUCGCGGCGCCCGCAGAGCCCGAGGCUAGCGGCCCCGGCAGGCCCAGGGCGAGCAAAUGGGGCCGUCUCUUAGGAAGCUCAAGCUUGGACUCGGGCAGCGACGGCGGAAGCGGCCCCGAGACGUUCAAGCGCAGCCUCAGCCACCGGGGCGACUCGGGGGGCGGUGGCGGUGGUGGUAGCGGCAGUCGCUUCGGUGGCGGCGGCGGCGGACCCAGCUCCAUGAUGGUCGGCGGCCUCGGAGUGGGUUUGAGCAGCGGCGGCGUCGGCUCGAACAAGGUCUUCCCGAAGCUCGGCAAGCUCACCGGGGUGACCAUCGAGGAGGACGUCGAGUCCAAGGAGAUGUCGAGCGGCGGCGGUGGGAGCAGCACAGCCCUGGCGCUGCACGACAGCUCGAAGCAGUCGGCUCUGCAGAUGCGCCGCCUCGAGAGCUACGACGGUGGACUGAUCGGACAAAGCGGCCACGACAGGGAGAUACUCGCGGCGGUGCUCGAGGUCAAGGUCGAUCUGAAGCUCGAGGUGCAGCGGGUGAAUCAGCGCCUGGCGAAGAUCGAGGACCUGCUGGCGCAGAUAGUGACGAGGCUGCCGGCGCCGACGACACCGGCCACCCCGUCGCCGACUCCCACGCCGACUCCGUCGCCCGUGCCACCUCCCGCGCCGCCGCCUGCCAACCUGCUGAUGACCACCGGCGGCAGUCCGUUCGCGCUGGCCCUGGCGAGGAGCCAGGCUGCAGCUGUGGCCGGCCCCUCCGGCAUGUCGUCUUCCUCGGGGGCUGGAUCCCCGCAGCAGCAGCAGCAGCAGCCGACGUGUAGUGGUGGCGGUGGUGGUCAAGGGCCGACGAGCCCCCAGACGCCGACCAGUGCACAGGCGAGCAGCAGCAGUCCCGACAGUAGACCGCCCUCGGUGUCGGCCACCACGCAGACCACGGCGCGCGAGAGGAAUUGGGUCUUGAUCAGAAACUGGGUUCGUGCUGGUGUGCUUUACAGACACAAGUGCGAGCCGUCGCCUUCCACAACGCCCAAGGAAAAGGAGCCUCAGCAUCAUCAUCAGCAGCAGCAGCCCACGCCGUCCACCCCGGGCUGCUCGUCGUUCGCUACAACGGCUUCGUCGUCGUCCACCUCGUCGCCCGCCCUGACUGCCUCGCAGCAGAUCUCGGUGAUCGCGGCAUCGUCACCCAGUCGAGCUCAGCAACACCUGCAGAUCUCGGCGAGCUCGGCGAUGUCGUCGCCGUCUAUCACGAGGUCGCCCGGCUCCAAGGCGCCCACACCACCGCCCCAUCAUCCGCACCACGCGCACCAUCAUCAUCACCAUCAUCAGUAUCAUCAGUACGGUGGAUCGACGCAGCAGCAGCAGCAGCAGCAGCCGAUCACCACCACCACUACCACCACCAGCAGUAGUAGCUCGGGGGCAGGUGGUGGUGGCGGCGUCAGGGAGCCUCUGCUGGAGCGUCUACUGAGCCAUCAUCGUCAGCAGCAGCAGCAGCAGCAACAGGAAACGGCUGCCGAUCAGCAGCCGAGCACAUCUUACGGCGGCGGGGGCGAUGGUCAAGCGACACUCGGUGCUACGUCGUCGACGUCGAGCUCGGGGGCGCUCGGUCCCCUGCUGUUGCGCAAGCGGCGCAGCAAGUCGCGCAGCAAGGGCGCGGCGCCCCUGGCCCCGUUGGCCUCGCAGCCCGUGAGCCCGACCGAGCCCACGGAGACAACGCAGAUGCUGCCGCCGGAGCCAAGUGGGCCCAGCGGUGACGACGGCACCGGUGCAGGUGGUGCUGGUGGCGACGAGCCGAUGCUGAGGCCGUCGUCGUCGAGUGCGACAAGGACUCCUACCGGUACUAGUGCGAGUGAAGAACCGCCGAAAAAGAGACAAGCACCAAGACCCAAUCGCGAGUAUUUGUGAAAGUUCGCCCGACUCGGUGCGCGCUGGUGCCUAUAAUUAUAUACAUACGUAGGUUUAAAAUAAAAAAUGAAAACAAAGCAAAUAUAGAUGAAUAAUAUUAUAAAACAAAUUAAUUAACGACGGAUUAGCCAUUGCCUACUGCUACUAAUAUUAUACAUAUAUAAAUAAUUAUUAUACAUAAUUAUACUGAUAUACUCUUAUACAUGAUGAAAAAAAAAAAUAAUUAACUGCAUCUGCUGAUUUUUCUCUUUUUUCGUAUGAAAAAAAAUAAACAAAUAAAUGAAAGACGACGAUUAUAUUGUUACGUGUACACAAGAAAGGCUAGUGCGAGAGCGUGUGCGUGUGCCCGCGAGAGUGUAUGCGAAGUAAAAAGAAAACAAUUGAAAUACGGCGAUCUAAUUGCAGCUGUGAUUUUCCACUAUAUUGAUACAUAUAUAGAUCCAAAAGCACGUAUGCGAGUUUACGCGCCUUAAUUGCCGAGAAAACAUUUUUACAUUAAUACACUGAUAUAUAUAUUAUACAAUUACCAAGAUGUACAUGUGCAAAAAAAAAAUUUAACUGAGAACAACAAACAAGGGGGGUUGAAUGCGAGUUUUUGUUAUGUACCGUAUAUUGAAACGCCAUAUGAAGCGCCUGUGUCUUUAAUAAUAAUAAUAUGCAUCAAAAAAGGGAAAAUGACAAAAAUGUGUUCUUUCUACAUACCGACUUCUUUGCGGGGUUUCUUCGUUUUCUCCUCGAAAUAUAGUAUACAUGAAAAAAAAAUACACAUCUGUGAAAAUAAGCAAAAAAAAUUAUAAGCCGAUCGAACUAUAUACAAAAAUAGAAAAAAAACAAAGAAACUUAUGCCUUCGCGGUCGUUUUACGAGAUCGGGUCAAAAAAUAAAUUAAAAGACAGAAACAAAAAUCGAGAAAUUAUCUCUCAACAAAAACCCAUUUGUAUACAUUAUAUAUAUGAAGUGGCCUUGCGGAUAACUAACUAAACUACUAACUAUUAACUAUCUUAAAACUACGACUAUACAAUUACGACUUCAUCGUUCAUUUUCGAUUUUCGAUCGCGGGGCUAUUGUACCCAACACAUAUUGAGUUUUGCCGGACUUUGUAUACUUUUCGCCUCGAGAACACGACGCGACACACACACACACACACACACACACACACACAUGUAAUAUUAUAUAUGAUACACGACACAAGCGAUUGAGUAUGCUACAGACAAAAAAUGAAGAGAAUCGGGUACGUGUCCCGUUUUCUCGCGCUAAACUCCUAACUUGUAUAAUCCUAUACACACACACGGACUCAUUUUCACAAAUUAUAUAUUACAAUGUAUACAAUGUAAAAUAUGGAUUGUCUCGUUUUCUUUAAACGUACGAGUUUUUACAAAAAUUAUGUCACGAUUGUCAGCCCGUGAAUCGCUCAUUAAUCCUGGUAGAAAUGUUCAUCAUUGAUGAUGACUUAAAGACCAAAAAGUUACCAUUUGAAAUGUUUCAAAAUACAGUACCAUUAAUUUACUCAGUUUCAGUAAAUUUUUUCAUUACAAUUAUGUUACAACAAUUAAGCGCAUUUUAAAUAAUCUUUAAAUGUCAAUUUAUUAUUUGAUUGAACAAUUUUAGACAAAUUUUCAACCACUUAAAAUACGGUAAUACAUGUAUUACUUUAAGCCAUUGCCACUAGAUGGCGAGUACCUUGUAUCUGUGAACUUGCAAGUGGCAAAGUAAAAAUAAUAGUAUAAGUCAUAGCAUGAUUUGGCGUAAAAGUACAAAGAAUUCUUAUUAUUAGUCAUUUACUUUUGAGCAUUUCUAACAGGGUUACGAAAUUCGUGAUGUGAAUUAUUAUUAUUGUUAAUACACGUCGUACAAAACGUGAAACAAAACGUCAGACUUUACUAGUUUACAAUAAAAAACACAAACGCGACUGUUCAUCCGUUGUAUAUUAAAGCUUCGAGUUUGAGAAAUUUGACGAAAUAUAACGUGUGGCCAAGUCGAUUUACCAACGAGGAAAAAUAGAGGCACGCUUGCACGAAGCUUUUUCUUAGCUUUCGAGAUAUAAUGUAUAGUAACCGAACAAAAAAAAAUAUCGUUAGAGCCGAGCGCAGAACAUUAAUCGAGGGCAAGGGUGAGAUAUUUAUGAGAAAGUUAUAGUAAAGCGAUAAAUAUCUUUAGAGGAUAUAAAGCUUGCGGGUGCCUGCCAUGAGCAUACAACAUACCACCCACAUACACUCACACAUAGACAGGAUACGACAGUUUCGAGAUUUUUUGUUUCUCCCCCCUAUAUUUCCCUUUUUUUAUAUAUUACAAUAAUAACUCGUGAGAAUCGGCAGAAAAAAAAUCACCAACGCGUUGUUAAAACGAUUAACAUAAGAAUCUCAUGUGAUACGUAUAGAUAUCGUGCAAUUAUUUGAUGAAAAAAUGAAUUGAUUAAUUUUAAUUACGUUUAAGCCUUGAAUAACGCGUAACGUUUAAGGAAUUGGCGCCGGAGCGUUGACAUUUUCUUUUUUGUAUCAUAAUUUCCUGCAUAUUGAAAUCGUUGCCACUCGAUGUACGAGUAUAAAAACAGACAACAUAUUAUUAAAAAAAAACCAAAAAGAAGUAAGAAUGCGAUAUGUAAAACUAAGUCGUCCAAUGAAGACGUUAAAAUAAUUAUAGUUAGAAAAACAAUUAUUAAUACGUAUAUUAUACUGUCUUUACAGAGGAUUGCUUGUAAGAUUCGAAAAAUUAUUGUAAAAGUCUCGUUACUGUCGAGCGACUGAUGUAAAAAGCUAUAUAACUGUAUGAACAAAAAAAAUAAUGAAGAAAGUAUUCUCGUUCAUUUUUUACACUUGAAUAAUAAUAAUUGUAAUGAUAAUUUAAGACGAGGUGAAUAUUACAAGAUGUAGGAAUAUAUGAAAAAAAAAAAGAACAACAACCACACGAACAACAAAAUGUAUAAUAAAGUAUGUUGGGACUUGACAGAUAUAAAAAAAGUUAAAAGCAUAGAUUAAUAGGUGAAAAAUUAUAUUCAAAAACGCGUAUCGUGCUUCGCAUAAUUCUGUAUGUGUUCGAUAGGCAAAAGUCAAAUAAAAAAAUCACCGACGAAAACCAAAUCGACUUGCGUUGAGACGAGUGGAUGGAAACCAAAAAAAAAAUUCACCAUACACGUAGAUCGAUACGAAAAAUUUUCAAUGGUACAAGCGUGGAAUGAUAUACGACAAAAAACAAAUUUGUAAAUUUCUAUAGAUAAAGUUUCUAUACUAUCAUUAAACAAAACAAAAAAUAACAUAAUUAAAUAAAGUAAGAAAAAUAGUGCGAGCGCGUACGAUUAUACGCUUUUUGAAUUUUUGUUAAGUUUCAAUAAUUCAGCACAACUCGCUCAUGAAGCAAAUCGUUGCUAUAUCUUUUUGUAAUUUUUAAGUAGGCCUAAUUAACAAAAGAAAAAGACAUUUUAUCAAUCGACCAUAAUUUAUAUUUACGAGCGAUCAAAACGAUUCAAUCAAUCAAAAAAGAAAACAAGUAAAAAAACAGUUUCGUUUGAAUACGCUUGUCUCUUAUUAUAAAUGGCAUAAGUUGUUUCAUGAAAAUAUAUCAUCUAUUAUAAUAAAUACUGCCAAGCCAGUGAACGUAAUAAAAAACAAUUCAAUCGUCAAUAGGCAUAAUUGUAAAUAUUAAACACUUUUUGACGAAUAGACCUGCUUGAAAAAAAAACAUGUUUAUAAAGUACUUGCAAUCUUCCCGAUGUUUGUAUGAGCGUUCGUAUGGUUUAUUCAGCACCAUUACAGCGAAAGAGGAAAAUUCUGUAAUAUUUUUUUUUCGAUGUUUGAGUAUACGUUUCGAAUAGAGACCGAUUGUCCUUAACACUUCUCGAAUUUAUAUGAUUUGAUCCACAUUCGACAAAGUUUAUUUGAUAUACAGGACCUAAGCCGAAGAAAAAUCAUGCUAUAAAAACACACGAAUAGGAGAAAAUGAUAAAAUACAAAAAAAAAUAUUUAAAACGAACCCCCGCCGACCAGUCGCGCGGCGCCGAAACAAAUUAACGGGGGUUGCCAAAGCAGCAAUACUAGAUGUACAUAAUAUUGUAAUUAAACCAAAAAUAAAAAAGGAAAUGAAGAAAAAGAUGUAUAUAUUAUUCACUAAAAUGCAUACGACGAAUUAUAAGAAAAAAAAUGAAUUGUUUAGAAGUGCGAUUGCGAUUAUACGAUGUGUGCGAGUGUGAGUUGUAACGUGCGAUGCGUAUUACAAAAAAAUAAAAGCUAUAUAGUCGGAUAAUUUCGUUGAAUUUUAAAAUACUUGUGUUUUUAAUUAAUCCGCUUUGUUAUGUUUCACAAUUGUUAGCUCGAAGCGAUCGUCUGAGAAAAUUUUAUCUGCUGUUAUACAUUGGUGUACCUAACGAAAAGCAAAAAAAAAAAAAAAACAAAAACCACUGUUCAUUAGAUGUAAUAUUUACACCGACAGGGUUUUUUUUUGUCGUCGAGAGAGAAAAUAAGUAAGGAUCGUCUGGUGUACGAUCGUCAAAUGUUGGUUAUAUUGAAAUCUAUUACUCGCUGGUUAAAACGAUCGAAAGUAUAUCAAGCAAUAUAGUUCGACAAAUAAAAAAAAUCUUAAUACCGAAUUAUGCUCUUCGUUAGAAAUAUUAAUUUUCGAAUCGUACCCGUACCAUAGUCGUAUUAUUUAAGUUUUUUGUUUUUCUUAAGGAAGAAAGUUGAAUCGUUGAAGUAAAAAAGCACUUACAAAAAAAACUACGUACAAUCGCCUGAAAUCACUUAAUUAAAAAUAUACUUGCCAUUUUGAGUUCGCAAGACCAAAUCAUUGAAAAAAAAAGAAAAUUUUUGUCAAAUUUCUCUCACGGAAUUGCCUAAUGCACAACAUACGAAAUGAAUAGCUCAGCUUCUAAAAUAAAUCAGAGCGCAAGAGUGUAACGAUGUAACGAUAUGAUUUUCUUUUUGGAAUUUCUCGGGAGGGGCGAAUAGAAGAAUUGAUUUAUCUUGGAAAGUACGCGACGCAAUUUAAAUAAAGAAAAAAAAGUGUUACAGAUCGAGUAAGAUUUUAGUAUAGCCAAAUACGAUAUAGCAGGCUCUAUCGUAGGAACUAAUUAUACAUAUAAAUAUAAAUAUAUUGAAAAAAAAAAUAAUAAUGAUAAUGAUAAAA